GCCAGCAGUUUAAAUGGCACUUCGCUCGAGGCUCUUCUAAAUCCACCUAUUUUAUCCCAUUUUCGACCCUAAACCUCCCGCAAACCGACUGACACCGAGCGAGCCACCCUGCGGAGAACAAGUGGAUCGAAGGGAUGAUGGAGGAAGGGAGAGAAGGCGAGAGAACAAGGAGGAAAAGAGAGUAAAGCGAGAGGAGUCCGAGGAACCUGGUAUUCUUAGAAACUCUGGGGGAAAAUGGCUGAGCAGACGCAGCCCUCGAUCGUGAUCCACGGUGACUUGACGUCAGUAAGCCAAACUGACGCAGAGUCUUAUGCUGACCCACGUAUCUGUUUGGUUGGUUGUUUAGCUGAUGACCCUGUAGCACUUGAAGCAGCUAAGAAAUUUAAUGUCCCUGUGGUGACGUCCGAAACUGGUGAAGAAUAUGCUUCAGAUGUAAAUUAUUGUACAUAUUUUGUUGUAACUGAUUUUGAGAGUAAAGAGUUUGAGGAACUUCACAAACUUGGUGCAAGAUUACUUGGAAAGCCAGCAUUAUUAGAACUGUCAAAAGAUGGUGUCUUAGUUUACAAUCAACGACCAGUCUUUUGCCAUGUGAUGAUAGGUGUUGUUCUGGUCUUUACUGGGUUCAGAAAAAAAGCAGAAGUCUCAAGACUGCUAAAGCUGGUCCACUAUAUGGGUGGUAGUGUGAAGAAUGAGAUCAGAGAAAAUGUCACCCACCUCUUAGCCUAUUCAUCUACUGGGGAAAAAUAUCAGUACGCCACAACCUUCAACAUUCCCGUCAUGGGUGAGGAUUGGGUUCACGCCGCGUGGGCUCACAGAGACGAAGUGGGAGCGCGUGCAGAUAUCAACAGCAUGAUGAAGUACAAAAUAAAAGUGUUCCACAACCUGAGAAUGGUGCUCUUGGGCUUCCCCUCUGAAGAUCAGGGGCAGAUGGAAGACCUUGUCCGGCAGAAUGGAGGUGUGCUGACCACAUUGGAUGACCAGCAUGCAACUCAUGUGGUGGUAGAAGAACAAAGUGUGACUGAAAAGCCAGCAGAUUGUCCACCGCGUGCACAUGUGGUUAAGGCAGAAUGGUUCUGGACCUCUAUCCAGAUGGAUGCUUGUCCCAAUGAGAAGCUACAUCUCUUUGAGGAAAUGAACUCGAGUAGUGUCAUGAGCCCACGGCAAAUGUUUGUCUCACCAAGUACUCCAGGCUCCAGAAGUAGAAGACGUAAACGGUUGAGAGAGACUGUGCAACAGUUGGCUCAGGAUGACUCCCCAUCAACACUUCCUACAGCUCCUCCAGCAAGCAAACGAAGAUCCUCAGUGGGUGAUUUAGCUUACCUGUCAGCUGAUGGUUCAUUCUUGGACGAAACCGUUCCCACCCCAAACAGGUUGAUUGGCAGAUUUCCCAAUGAAGUAGACGGUGCCGAUGCUACUCCACUCAGCCCACCCUCAGUUGACCUGAAGCAGCUGUCAGCUCGUCAGAGAGUUUUCCAUGAGCUGGUCAAGACUGAGUGCAACUACGUAAACAUUCUUGACACCAUUGAAAAAGUUAUAAAAGCACCUCUGGAAAACAUAGUCCAACCGGGUGGACCAAUGUUAGAUGCACAAGAAUUAAAAUUCAUAUUCGGCAACUUACCUCCAAUCCAUGAAGUCCACAAGCGCAUGCGGAAUGAUCUUCUUCAGUUGGCACAUAAUUGGUCAGAUGAUGCUAGUAUAGGAGAUAUCAUUUUGAAAUAUUCUUCUGACUUGCAAGCAGCUUAUCCACCUUUCAUCAACUACUUUGAAAACAUGAAGGAAAUGCUUCAGAGAAUUUCCAUCGAACGACCGAGAUUUCAUGCUUUCCUCAAGAUUGCGCAGAACAAACCAGAGUGUGGCCGGCAGAGCUUCCAGGAACUUCUGAUUCGGCCGGUGCAGAGAUUACCAUCCAUGAGCCUUCUUAUUAAUGACAUCUUGAAACAUACAGAAAAAGCUUCCCCAGACCAUGCAUCUCUAGAACAAGCUCUUGAUCAAAUCAAGUCUGUUAUGACAUAUAUUAAUGAUGACAAGAGAAAAACAGAAGCCAAAUUAAAACUCUUCGAAAUCCACAACGAUAUUGAAAUGUGUCCUCCUAACUUGGUGGCAUCUCACAGACUGUACUUGAGCAAGGUGGAUGUCACAGAGUUGAGUGACACGUGUAGUGGUCGAGGUGACACCCUCACCCUCUUCCUCUUUAAUGAUGUUAUGGAAAUCUGCAAGAAGAAAAGCAAGUACAACAGCAUCAAAAGUCCGAGCAGAGCAAAUCUCCAUGCCAUUAAGCCUAUCAAGACGUACAAGCACCUGGAGAUGAUGAACCUGGCCCAUAUCAAGAGAAUUGUGGAUAUCAGAGAGACAGAAGAAUGCCACAAUGUUUUUGCUCUAAUCAUUCGAGCCAACCAGGAGUUCAAGGAGCGUCUUUUUACCUUCGCGCUCAUGCCUGACGACACAACAAAGGCUGCUUUCCUCAAGAUCCUUUGUCGAACUGUUGCCAAUGUUGUGUGUAGGAAUGAUGUGGAGAAUUUCUUGGUUUCAAUGGAUCCACACCAUUUAGACAUAGAGACCAGUGAUGUCAGUCUAACCAAUGCUCUCAGCAAAGCCCUCAGAUUUGCCACGCGGACUGGCAGGAAGGUGAGCCGUGCCUUCAGCUUUAACAAAUCCCCCAGUAAGUUAAAGCGAGCCGUGUCAACUGUGAUGAGCCCCUUCGGCACACUCUCCCAACAGUCGUCUAUGAGAGGAGCAACGAGUGUCAACAACCUGGCUGAUCUCUCUCUCUCAGGAACACCACCUAGCGGGGGCUUUGCUCAGCCAAUGGCCACUCCCACUCCCCGCAGACGCCCUCUCAAGCAUGUAUGAUGGCAUUUUUGUGACAGGAGGGCUCAGUGAAGGCUUCAGUACCAGCUUUUUUACUGAGACAAAUGAAGAAGUGACUCCGCAACAAAGGACUAGCGUAUGAGGUGCACACCCUACGGGUCUGUCCUGCUUAUAAAUGUGAAAUCCAGGAUACCGAUUAAAACUUGCUGUGUUUGAAUAUUUUUAUGUCUUAAUUUGUUACCACAAGUACAAAACCAGUGCUGCAGCCAAAUGUUACACUUUGUGUGAAUGAUGAGGUAGAAUGAUUGUAUGGUAUAUUGUAUUAUUGUAUUACUCUCAAAGACAGAAGUUGUCAUAACUAGAGAACUUGCCUGGUAGGAGAGAAAGUUUAUUAUUUUUAUUUUCAUUAUUAUUAUUUUCUUUUUUUUUUUAUGUAUACAGUCUGACUUAUCUCCAAGAAUUAUCAUGUAGAAAAGUAAAUGGAUCAAUUUAUAGAUUUGAUAAUCAAAUGGGAUGUAGUCUUUUAUCAAUCAGAAUGGAGAUGUAUAUGUGUAUGGAGAAUGGACGAGCAUUUCGGAGACCUUUAGUUCAUUUACAAAUUUGUUAUGUAGAUGACAUGCAUAAAGUAUACAUUUGAUAAAUUCAUCUUGUAUAAUUCUAUGUAAUACCACCAGUAACUUUAUGAAAUAGAAGAUUGUAAAUGAGGAUGUACCAGAUGGUCAUUAAACAGAAAUGUAGUUAUAAGCCAGUGGUAGAUUUUCAUAUUUCAUGUUUUUUAUUUUUAUAUUUUUUAUUCAUCCAUUACAUAUUUUAUUUAUUAUUAUUAUUAUUAUUAUUAUUAUCUUUAUUAUUAUUAAUAAUAAUAUUGAUAUGAUUAUUAUUAUCAUUAUCAUUUGGUUUGUUUUACUAGAGUUCAAGUUCGAUCUUGUAAGUUCAUUUGAGAGUAUAUACAUAGAAUAGAAGAGAAUGAGGUGCAGUUGAUUUAGUUGAGGAAGGGCAAACCUAUGCCCAAUAUAAGCAAUACAUUUCAAGCAUGCCAAAUAGGAAUUUUUCCCACAGUAUUGUGCCUGGUUUGUAUUUAUUCAUUUUUGUAAUUUUUCUAACCUGCUUGUAGCUAUAAAACCAGUUGCAUAAUUAACAAUAACUCCCCCCUUUACACCGCAUCAUCCUUUCAGUAUUUAUAUAUCUACACAAAUUAUGGCAGCAAAGAAAUAAGAAGCACUAAUCAAGUAGCACAGACACAUCUCUUGGACAACUGUUAGCGUGUUAAGGCUCCUAACUUUAGAUCUGGCACAGGAAGGGUCCGUCAUUCUCACUAGAAAAAUUACGACAUGUAUCAGACAAGCUUCAUAACAGACAUUCAUUGAUAAACCAACUGCUGUAGCAUGUGUCACUUGAGAAGGAUGUCUUCGCAGUUACUAUUCUUUAAAUGUGCUAUUUCUCUGUUUAUUUUAUUUGUUUAUUAUUAUUAUCGUUGUUAUUAUUAUUAUUAUUAUUUUAUUAUCAUUAUGAUGAUUAUUUUGAUAAUAAUUAUUGUGACCUAUGAAUUGAUUUUUGUUGCUUCAUGGAAAUUCAUUCACUUUUUCCUUUUAAAUGGAAAUUCAAAGUAAAGAGGUCCAACAUGAAUUGCUUGUUUGCUUAGAAGGCAAAAGGUAACAGAGCGUGGAUGACCCGAAGGCAGUGUAGCAUGCUCUGGCUGUUUUACUGGGAAGUGGAAUAUUCUUUCAGGCUUUGCCAUUGUUUUUGUGACUUACUUGUCAUGAGCCAUGGGAGUUUCUUGCUGUGAGGCUCGUCUCAUGUUUCAAAUGUUGCAGUAUAAUUGCACGUCACUUUUUUAACCAAGGAAACUUGCUCAGAUUGAGCUAGCAUGUUGUCCAUUGAAUGGACAAGGACAGUUAGUGAUGAGGCAUGCCAUCUAACCUCGUGUGAUGUAUGGGAUAUGUUGGUUGCCCCCCUCCCCCCUUUCCCACUCCCCCAAUCCAUCAAUGUUCAAAAAUUUCUUGAUAAUGUACCUUUUUAUGUGGGUCUGUGCCUUUCUUGUCAUGCAACAUUAGUGUCAUCCCCUAUCAUCGUCAUUCUCAUCAUCAUUAUCAUCCCUUUUUUUGUUAUUUUUUUUCUGCUUCUCGUAGUAUUUGCUUUAACUGACUUUUGGGCAAUAUAGGAAGUGCUCACAGUCCCUCUUCAGAUAAUUUCUUCCCAUGUUUAUGGUGCUCCUAUUCAUAAUGCAUAUAUACACAUAUAUUUUAUGUCUGCAAAAUUACAUGAAUGAUUGGUUGCAAAUACUUAUAAUACUUAUACUUUAAGGAUGAUUUGUUAUACCCCACUAUCUCAUAUAAUUGAUGUAAUAUUAUACUCAUAAGGUUUCUAUUUGCAAUGGCCGAUUUACAUUAUGUAUUUGACUCCCACACUGUGUACAAGAGACAAAAGGACGCAAUUUUAUGUUAGAAAAUUAAUGAUGUCAAGUUUGUUUAGGUGAAAACCUGCUCAAGCUUGGCCUAAUAAGGUUCAACAUGUGCUGCUACUGAUACUACAAAGCAAAGUUGUUAAAACUUUGUUGGAUUUAUUCACGUUUUUUUAACUGAAGUAAGAUACUCAUGGAGCAAAGUACCUCAGCAUUUAUAUGAAACGAGACAGAAAAGUUAUUUAUGAUUUUUAUUUAUUUAUUUAUUUUCUUGUACCUUAUUUUCAGUAGUUAUACUUAGGUGCUCUAAUUUGAUAUAUUGGGGGUUCUGUUACAAAAAUUUUUGCUUUGUUAUUUUCAUUUCUUUUUAUUAAAUGCUUUCAUUUUUGUCAUGCAGUUUGCUCUGUUUAAGUAACAGGUGUUUUGUAUUAAAAAAAAUAUACAUCUCUCAAAUUUGCCACAACAUUUAGGUUGAUUCAUUGAUGGUUGUAAUUAUUAUUUUUUUGUUUUUUUUAUUUUUUUGAAGUACAAUACAGUAAUGCUUUUUUUUAUGUGGGGUACUUGCUUCUGUCAAAAUAGGUGGACAAUCCUGUUUUAUUUGCCUUAUUUGUUGGUACAAGAAUUGAAAAAACUUUACAUUAUAGAUCCACUUCUAGCUCUGUCUCAAACAUUCCAGUUUCUUGUUUUCAACAUAUAUUUUGGUCGAGUAGAACUUUUAGAAGAAAAAAAUAUUCAGAAUGAUACAAACUUUUUAAAUCAUCGAAAGUCUUCCAUGUAAGCAUUGUUGAUAUUAAUGCUUGACUUAGGGAUAUGUUAUUUUUCCGAGGCUUAGUGAAUAAACACCUUUUGGAUUA
Messenger RNA from Penaeus indicus, 6063 nucleotides. RefSeq names its product protein ECT2-like (gene pbl). NCBI's taxonomy places the organism in Eukaryota, Metazoa, Arthropoda, Malacostraca, Decapoda, Penaeidae. The transcript has 21 exons. Gene Ontology annotation, molecular function: guanyl-nucleotide exchange factor activity; GTPase activator activity. Bases 235 to 2850 code for a protein of 871 amino acids. Gene Ontology annotation, biological process: activation of GTPase activity; regulation of cytokinesis, actomyosin contractile ring assembly; mitotic cytokinesis. Gene Ontology annotation, cellular component: nucleus; cell cortex. The record is from RefSeq and is a predicted model, not a curated record.